AUGUGUCAGAAGUCAAGCUACGAAAAGCGGUGCGAAGACUGCAACUCGAGGGUCAUCAUCCACGUCGUGACCCAUCAAGUAUGCAACGGCAAGCCCCCAGUAUUGAUGACCAAGGCCGAAAAGGCGGACCGCAAGAAAAGAGGCCGUGAAAUACCCUAUCACAAGGACGGCUUCAUAUGUCAGCGCAGAAUACGGCCUUACAAGAGAUACUGGUCCUACGUCGGAUCGCACGCCUGCUGGUAUUGUAGCCAUCGCAAGCAAAGGAACGAAGCGGCGGAAGAGCUCAAAACCCUCCUUGCAGACAAAAAUCGAACAGAAGCAGAGUUACCUGCUUCACUGGCCAAAGCGGAUGAGAGUGUCUGGAAAAGCCUCGAGUAUUUGCCUCAGCCAAGUUUUGAAGACGAUGAACAGCCAGAUGACUCAGCCGAGUCGACCGAUUCACCUGCUCCCAGCGACGGCGAGCCUUAUUCCCUUCCAGUGUUAGAUAAGGGGAAGAGGAAAGCGAUCGCAACAAUCGAAAUGGUGGAUGUACCAUCUGAGGCUACCAGGCCUUCUCUGUUCCUUGAAGCUUCAGAGGUUGCCAGGUCUCCUCCGUUACCUGGAGCAGAUCGAAUGGGGAUCCAAGAUACAGAUUCUGAUCUUGAGAUGGAGGAUAGGGAGAGCAGUGAGGUGCAGGACGCGACAAGCGUUGACAUGCCGACUGCAAGAGGCUUGGCUCUUGCAGCAUUAUCUCGAUUCUACGGCUGGAGUGAACGAAUGUGA
Molecule: messenger RNA, 762 nt
Organism: Fusarium verticillioides 7600
Lineage: Eukaryota; Fungi; Ascomycota; Sordariomycetes; Hypocreales; Nectriaceae
Exons: 2
Coding region: 1-762 (253 amino acids)
Source: RefSeq, a predicted model, not a curated record